AUGUCAAAUAACUCACGUCAAAACGGUUCAGAUUCCACUGCUCGUGCUGGUGGUGAAAACGGUCUUACACCAUCAGCAAAUUUAAAGCCUGUUCAAGUUAAACUAGUACUCCUGGGGGAAGCCGCAGUUGGAAAAUCUAGUCUGGUAUUCAGGUUUGUCAAUAAUGAAUUUCAAGAAAACAAGGAACCUACUAUUGGUGCUGCGUUCUUAACACAGAAGUGUCGCUUGGAAGAUAAAGUAAUUAAAUUCGAAAUUUGGGACACAGCCGGUCAAGAACGAUUCCAUUCUCUAGCUCCAAUGUAUUACCGUAAUGCUCAGGCUGCAGUAGUAGUUUAUGAUGUUACGAAGGCGGCCUCCCUUGACAAAGCCAAAUCUUGGGUUAAGGAAUUGCAACGUCAAGCGAACCCAAACAUUGUUAUUGCUCUUGCAGGAAAUAAAAUAGAUCUUGUACAACCUAAUGAAGAAGGAGAAGACGAUUCUGAAUCUGGACGACAAGUCCCGACUGAAGAAGCUAAAGCCUAUGCUCUUGAAGCCGGUUUAUUAUUUUUUGAAACUAGUGCAAAGAAAGGUGAUGGUGUACGGGAUGUAUUCACAGAAAUUGCUAAAAAGAUUCCUCUUGAACAUAUUAUCAGUCGCCCACGUCAAGUAAAUAACAAUAGUAACCAAAUAAACGUAAUCCAACCGCCAGGAGCUAAUAGAAAUAAUGGGGGUGGCCCUGCAAAAGAUUGUGCUUGUUAA
Molecule: messenger RNA, 738 nt
Organism: Diversispora eburnea
Lineage: Eukaryota; Fungi; Glomeromycota; Glomeromycetes; Diversisporales; Diversisporaceae
Source: the annotation of a GenBank genome assembly